AUGUUCUUGCUGUCUGUAGCUCUCUUCGUUUUCCUGCUACAAAGCAACACGCAGCCAGCAUUCGGGUCGAGCACCGAUGGACCUACUGCUGCGUACGAUAUCCAAGCACCGCCUUCGCAGAAUGCUGAGAAUGGCAUUUUGUUUAAGGCAGCUUCCAGGGGCCUCGCCUCCGCCCCUUCACCAGGAGAGCCUUUCUAUGGGGGAAGAACGCAGAGUGGGGUGAAAUAUGGCGGAACUUUGGGUGCUGAACAUUCUCUAGGUUCGGUAGCCUGUGGUCUUCACUACUCGGCAUGUGUCAGAGGUAUGGCAGAGUCUGUGCCAAAGUUGGCCACAUCAACGGUUCGGAAAAGCAUCACACAUUCGGCGGAAGAAGACGGACCUAACAUCGAGGAAACUCUGAAGGAUGACGAAAGUGGCAUGAGAGGAGACUACUUUCUCAAAGAAAUAUCUGCGUAUCAGCCUUCAUCUCGAAGCAUGCCUGGCCAAGGUAUACAUCAGCGAACCCGCCUUUCUGCAGCACACUCAGCACCGGAGAAUGGAAAGAUGCAGGCCGACUUACUCUCCAUGCCUACGGCUCAGGAGCGCAGCUUUUUAAGAUCUCUGGAUAAUCCCGAAGGGGGACACCACAGGAAUCUCUUUAUUGAAAAGGCUCCGACGGUACUUCUUCUGUCUAACUUGUGGAACGAGCACAUCAUGCGUCCCACGGCGCUCGGAGGGACAGGCGUCAGAACAGAGGCAGAUCGGGAGGCUACCGCCUAUAUUUCCGACCUUGUUUCCACCUUUUGGAAAGAUUUGUAUGGCCUUUCACCAAGGACGACAUCUGAAUCCACAAGGUUUUCAUGA
This is a messenger RNA of Toxoplasma gondii ME49, 843 nucleotides long. RefSeq lists its product as hypothetical. The record is from RefSeq and is a predicted model, not a curated record. The transcript has a single exon. The coding region runs from base 1 to 843 and encodes 280 amino acids. Lineage: Eukaryota; Apicomplexa; Conoidasida; Eucoccidiorida; Sarcocystidae.